Molecule: messenger RNA, 2040 nt
Organism: Anthonomus grandis grandis
Lineage: Eukaryota; Metazoa; Arthropoda; Insecta; Coleoptera; Curculionidae
Product: phosphatidylinositol-binding clathrin assembly protein LAP-like
Exons: 5
Coding region: 66-1787 (573 amino acids)
Biological process (GO): synaptic vesicle budding from presynaptic endocytic zone membrane; clathrin-dependent endocytosis; clathrin coat assembly
Cellular component (GO): synaptic vesicle; clathrin-coated pit; clathrin-coated vesicle
Molecular function (GO): SNARE binding; 1-phosphatidylinositol binding; phosphatidylinositol-4,5-bisphosphate binding
Source: RefSeq, a predicted model, not a curated record
CGAGGAUCGAUACAAACCGGAACACGCAUAUCCAUGACAUAAGUAGAAGAUAAUUCUAGGAUAAAAUGGCGGGGCAGACAAUAAACGACCGCUUGUUGGCGGCCAAACACAGUUUGGCGGGACAGGGCCUCGCCAAAUCCGUCUGUAAGGCGACCACCGAGGAGAUGCUCGGCCCCAAAAAGAAGCACCUCGACUACCUGGUGCACUGCACGAACGAGCCGAACGUUUCCAUCCCCCAAAUGGCGAAUUUACUUAUGGAAAGAUCUCAGAACACCAGCUGGGUGGUGGUUUUCAAGUCGCUGAUCACCACCCACCACGUUAUGUGCUACGGGAACGAGAGGUUCACCCAAUAUUUGGCUUCGAGCAACGUUUCCUUUCAACUGUCCAAUUUCGUGGAUAAGACGGGGGUGCAGAGUGCAGUCGGGGCGAGAACCGGAUACGAUAUGUCACCAUUUAUAAGGAGAUAUGCGAAGUACCUAAACGAGAAAGCCCUCUCGUACCGGGCGAUCGCGUUCGACUUUUGUAAAGUAAAACGGGGCAAAGAAGAGGGCACGUUACGCACCAUGGACGCCGAAAAUUUAAUAAAGACGCUCCCGAUCUUGCAAAACCAGUUGGAUGCCCUGCUCGAGUUCGACUGCACCGCCAACGAUUUGACCAACGGAGUGAUCAACAUGUGUUUCAUGCUGCUCUUCCGCGACCUAAUCCGGUUGUUCGCUUGUUAUAACGACGGCAUCAUCAAUUUGCUGGAAAAGUACUUCGAACUGAAUAAGAAGCAGUGCAGGGAGGCGCUGGAUCUCUAUAAAAAGUUUCUCAUCCGCAUGGAUCGGGUGGGGGAGUUUCUCAAAGUAGCGGAGAACAUUGGGAUUGAUAAGGGAGAUAUUCCGGACUUGACCAGGGCUCCCAAUAGUCUAUUGGAUGCCUUGGAGCAGCAUUUGGCUUCGUUGGAGGGAAAUACUCCUACGACGGCUGGAAAUCAGAAGAAUCUAAAAUCUGGUGUAUCUGCGCUAUCAAACACCAGUUCGGCCUUCGGGUCGGCCAUGAAUGACCCCUCGACCCAACCGGAAGCAGAUUUUAAUCAGUUUAGUUUAAGUAACGAGGCGCAAGCGGGCACGAAUCCGUUUUUGAGCGAGGAACCGGAAGUGGACUUUUUCGGCGGAUUGGAUUCGAUUAGUAAUGCCGCGCCUGCUUUUAAUGGUUCCGCGGUAACUGCACAUCAGGGUAGCGCCAUCGAUGAUCUUCUUUCUCUUGGUGGUAACCCCUUUGCAGACAUGUCGGUCCCGGCCGCCGCCCCAACAUCAAACGGCACCAUCCCCGACUUCUUCAACAUGAACCAACAACCGCAGGCGGUCCCUUCCAAUCAGCAACAGCAGUUUUGGUGCGGCACCGACACCUUUGGAGUGGCCCAGCAAACGGAAAUCCAGCAACCGCAACAACAGCCGUUCGGGUUCUUCAAUAGCGCCGCCGCCCCGCAACAACAAAUGCCGCCCCAAUACAACGCGAUGGCCGCUCCCGUUCCGGAACCAACUAAACCGCCAGCGAAGAUCAUCACCGAUGACCUGGAGUCCAGUUUACAUUCGCUGGUCGAGAAUUUAACGAUGGAUUCGGGCGGAAGCAGUAAAUGGAGCUCUCCCAAGAACCAACCGAAACCAGCGACAGUGGCAGCACCACAAGCAGCACCUGCUUGGGUACAACCUGGAUCUGAUCAGUAUCGGCCAAUGAUGUCAAUGGGGCAACAGCCGCCCAGCCAAGACCCCAGCGCUCCCUUCGAUCCUUUUGGGGCCCUGUAAAUUUAUGUAUAUUUAGGAAUUGUAAAUUGAAUAUUCUAGUCAGGAGGUGGUGGUAUAAUGGAGAGAAUUUUUAUUUUUUAGCUUCGGAACGCGGUUCGCAGAUAGAAGAAGAUGUUAAUAAGUCAAUCAUUGUUAUUGCCAAAUAUUAGCGAAAGUUGUGUAUUUAUAUUAUUAUAUUUUCUUGAGCGAUUACGGUAUGAUAAUUGUUGUAUUUUGUUUGUGUUUCUUUAAUCAAUUAAAGAAUUACUGAAUA